This is a messenger RNA of Peronospora belbahrii, 867 nucleotides long. The record is from the annotation of a GenBank genome assembly. NCBI's taxonomy places the organism in Eukaryota, Oomycota, Peronosporomycetes, Peronosporales, Peronosporaceae.
AUGCUCUUGCGUCCAUUCGUCCGGUCCGCCUCCGUGCUACGUCGUCCUGUGUCGUUAUCACUGGCCUUUCAUUCUUCUACUGCUCUUCAUGUAUCUGCCAUAUCCGCUGUCGAGCUACUAUCCAAAAAUUCUGCUCUUCAACCCGAUGAUGGCGCUGUUCGGACACUUUUAGAGCAUUCCAUCGCUCAACGCCGCCCUACGCAGGCACUGAUCCAUUUGGCGAAGCUGCAGUCACCUCCAGAUUUUGAGCUAUUACAGAAACUAGCAAUUUUGCUCGCACGACAGAAGAAGAGCAGAUCUUAUGCAUUGCGUGCCUUUGAGAUCCUGCGUGGAGUGUAUCACGCACCUGGUUUAAAACCCGACGACUACACUAAACUAGCGUCGAUAUACGUUAUGGACGCGUGCCUCCGCUUUCGUUUGCUUGAUUUAGCAAUGGAGUUGUACGAUGAAGCCGUAAAUCAGGCAGUGGUGCUGGAUUUACCGGCAUAUGAUGGACUAAUGAUGGCAUUGGUUGAGGCUAGGAGACUGGAGGAAGCUACAGAGAUUUUGAGAGAAAUUGUGCAUGGGGAAGAUGUGUGUCCUCCCGAGCAAAUGCUCUUGCCAGUUCUGAUGGAGCUGAUCAAGAGCAAGGAAUAUGAAAAUGCGACGGAAAUUAUGAAACAGGGAAUGAGUCGUGGAGUGGAGUUUAGUGACGAGACGUUCCACCCGUUGCUUAUGCAGGCAGAAAAGGAUACGGCGUCUACAGACUCGCUCGUCAAUUUUCUGACUUUUGUUGAAGAUUCAUGGGAAGAGUGCAAGGAUAUUGAUGACUUCAAUGCGGAUGAAAACGACACGGACGACUCGGAAAAUUCCUUCCACGGCUUUUAA